Messenger RNA from Penicillium vulpinum, 468 nucleotides. RefSeq lists its product as uncharacterized. Lineage: Eukaryota; Fungi; Ascomycota; Eurotiomycetes; Eurotiales; Aspergillaceae. Bases 1 to 468 code for a protein of 155 amino acids. The transcript has a single exon. The record is from RefSeq and is a predicted model, not a curated record.
AUGGAUUAUGAAAUAGGACAGAACAUCUGGCUCACUGCAUUCGCGCAAAUCCGACUGAUUACUGGGGGUGGCUUUCUUGCCGUGUCGUAUCUCAAGAACCGUGACAGCACAGGUGAUGUCGAUUACUUAAUUGACCCAGAAUUUGCCGCAGACAAGAAUCUUCAGAAUGCCCUUCAUAGCACUAUGCGCACCGUGGCACGUCAACUACAGUAUGACGAUGAACUGGAUCAACGAAGCUAUGGCUAUCUUUGUGCCCCAAAAGCUCGACAAACCCUGUUUAAACUAGCUAAGAAACAGAACAUCGCGUUAUCGUUAUUUAAAGGAGAAAGCUUUAAGAUCCUAGCCGCUCCGAUCGAAUGGGCCCUGGAGCGGAAGCUGAUGAGGAUCUACGCUGCAGAUCGCGAUCGGGAGGCGGAAAUGGAUAUAUCAGAUGCAAUUGCUUUUUUUGAAGUACCCGAGGGAGCAUAA